AAUACACAACUGCGCUUAAAGACGGGAACUUGUAACAAGUUUUUAAGCAGUGAAGUGGGACAUAAAAAAUCGCGAAACACAAAUUAUAUGUCAGAACUUCCUAUACAUUUACCUGACUAUAAUUAAAAAAUGCAUUUAUCCAAUUUAGAAACAGAAUUACAAUAGAUGUGUUUUCCUUCACAUGAAAAGGAAGUGAUAUAUUAGUUAUACCUACCUCAAACCUCAAUUAUUAUAUAAAGCGUAAAAAUCUAACAUUUUCAAUUGCUCAUUAUUUACACAGAUAAUCUUGCAAAAAUGUGAUUAAUCAAUACAGGAAUGAUUAUCCAAAAAAUCAACACAAUUCGCAGUUGCCUAAUUUUACCAACAAUCAUGUCUGUGAGAAAACAAGGACUAGGUUUAGCAAUUAUUGCAAUCAUCGAUUUAAUGAGUUUUUGUUCGAUAAAUGUUUUGUCCCUUUUUCUCUCCAAAGAGAUGACUCAAAAAGGUGCUUAUUUGUACAUCUUUGAACUUCCUAUAAAGUUCACAGUACUGGUCACCAUCACGUCUUCGCUGUUUUUGGGCCUAAUUGUUCCGAAAUAUAAUCAAAAGGAUUUGUUUGUUGGGGCUGUCGUGCUUUCUAGGACAGGAUCUAUACUCUUUGGUGUUUUGUAUUAUUAUGUUACGGAUGAAACAUUUUUUACAUGUUUGGCUUACAUUCUGCGAGGAAUCGAAGCAGCAGGAGCUUGUGCUUAUUUCAUUUCAGGAUAUGUUCUCAUUUUUAGAACUUUUUUCGAACAUGCUGGAAUAAUUCGAGGCUCUUUAGAAUGUGCAGUGGAAAUCGGGACAACAAUCGGACCACCUGUAGGAGACUUAUUUUUUACUUUUAAGGGGACUGGACUUCCGUUUUAUUUUGUAGGAAGUUCUACAAUUUUCCUAGCCUUUGUGGGACGAUAUGUUUUGGAAGAAGUAGGGAAAAAUACUUCAAAGCAGUACAAGUCUUUCAGCCAUUUUAUGCAAACUCCUGCAAUUCUUGUCACUUCUUGUGUCGUGUUAACAGUUUCCCUGACGACUAGUGCAUUGGAUCCAUCCUUGGGGGAAUAUUUAACAAAUUUACUCCCGUUUCGACAAAGUGGCUAUGCUUAUCUUUUUAUGUCAGCAGCUUUUGCAUUUUCAACUCCUGCUUGGAACUGUUUGACCGAAAAACUGACAAAAUUUGAAUGGAUUAUGCCUGUAGGGCUUUACUUAACUGGACUCGCAAUAAUUUUGUUGGAAUUACAUUUAGUUCGUAAUAAAUUUGAUGAAUAUUUCAAGUUGAUAAAUGUGUGCAUGUUGGGUGUGUGUAUGGCCAUGUCUUUAGUCCCAACGUUUCGAAGUUUUACUACUGCAGCUUUGUAACGAGAAUGGAUACGAAAACAAUGUGACAACGCACAGUUUCGUUAUCGCAACUUGGACAUUUAUGUUUUCUUUGGGCGAAAUUUUGGGACCGACUAUAGGAAUUCUCCUUUAUAGAAAAUACGAUUUUU
Messenger RNA from Tribolium madens (black flour beetle), 1502 nucleotides. Its product is annotated as MFS-type transporter SLC18B1-like. Gene Ontology annotation, molecular function: transmembrane transporter activity. Bases 316 to 1374 code for a protein of 352 amino acids. The record is from RefSeq and is a predicted model, not a curated record. NCBI's taxonomy places the organism in Eukaryota, Metazoa, Arthropoda, Insecta, Coleoptera, Tenebrionidae. The transcript has 11 exons.